Acaulospora colombiana is the source of this 214-nucleotide messenger RNA. The record is from the annotation of a GenBank genome assembly. Lineage: Eukaryota; Fungi; Glomeromycota; Glomeromycetes; Diversisporales; Acaulosporaceae.
AUGUCUGAUUUACGAGAAUAUUUUGGAAAUUCUCCAAUCCUUGGAGUCGAUUUUCCCAUUAGUGAUAGUUCCAAUGAGACUAGACAAAAUUUCGAACGAUCAACAAGGCAAGACAGCAAAAGGAGACUGAUCGAAUUUUUUAAAGGCAAUAAUUUUAAAGGUGUUAAAUUAGACGUUCUUGAAUACGCACCUCUACUUGAAAAAAGAUUGGAAA